This is a messenger RNA of Trichoderma gamsii, 3135 nucleotides long. Its product is annotated as replication factor C subunit 1. Lineage: Eukaryota; Fungi; Ascomycota; Sordariomycetes; Hypocreales; Hypocreaceae. The transcript is spliced from 5 exons. The record is from RefSeq and is a predicted model, not a curated record. Gene Ontology annotation, molecular function: ATP binding; DNA binding; ATP hydrolysis activity. Gene Ontology annotation, biological process: DNA replication; DNA repair. The coding region runs from base 1 to 3135 and encodes 1044 amino acids. Gene Ontology annotation, cellular component: nucleus; DNA replication factor C complex.
AUGCCUGAUAUUCGGGCCUUCUUCACGCCAAAGGGUGGUGCGGCCGCCCCCCCAAAACCUGCGGCCGCCAAACCAGAGCCACCAGCGGCCAAAGGCAAGCGAGGAAAGAGCCGGAAAGUUGUUGAAGAUAGCGAGGAUGAAGCUGCAGAAGAGAGGAAACCUGCGCCUAAGCCCCCGGCAAAAAAAAAAGAGACAGAGCCUAAAGGGGUGGCCAUAUCUGCCGAUGAUUAUUUCGCUUCUUCCAAAGACUCUAAAGCGGCCAAAGCAUCGCCAACACCCAAGAAAAGCGCCGCCAAAUCCACAGUCGAAAUUGACGUUCCUGUUCGAUCUAGUCCGCGAAAGAAACCUGCAGCAAAGGUAGCUGCACCGGAGGAAGACGAGGAAGAAGACGUAGCCCCUCGGUCCAAAAGAGCCAGGACCUCGUAUAAACCGGCCCCCGUUCACGAUGAUGGGGAUGCAUAUAUGGAAGAUGGCGAUGAGGAUGCCGAUGACAUAUUCGCUGCUGACGCUAAGGGCCGCAGAAAGGGUGGAAAUGACGAAUAUGAAUCGGAAGAAUCUGAAGACGAAGUUGUUCCAACAUCCAAAGCACGAGGGCGAGCUGCUGCAUCUGGAAAGAAUUCUGCAGACAAACCAGCGUCCAAGGCCGGAAAGAAGCGAAAGUCCCCGGAGCAGGAAUCGGACGAAGAGGAGGAAGAAAAGCUACCUCGGAAAAAACCUACAGCGAGCAAACCACGCGCACCCAGAGCGAAGAAAGCAGACGAGCCCGAGGACGAGAAUAUCCAGAACAUCUUAGAUAGUGUGGCUACUGUAAGAGCGCCGACACCACCACCUAAAGACCCCAACGUGAAAUUCGAUUGGAGAAAGGCCGCCGCUAGUGGCGGUAAUGCUUCUACACAACCCGCUCAGCCUGCUGGCGAGCUACCGGAAGGCGAGGAAGAGUGUCUCAGUGGAUUGACCUUUGUCUUCACCGGUGUGUUGCAGACUAUUGGCCGCGAUGAGGGCCAGGCACUGGUUAAGCGAUAUGGCGGCAAAGUUACUGGCCAACCCAGUAGCAAAACCAGCUUCGUCGUUCUCGGAGACGACGCUGGACCCAGCAAGUUAGCUAAGAUCAAAGCAAAUGGUAUCAAGACCAUUGAUGAGCAUGGCCUUUUCGACCUGAUUCGCAAACUUCCGGCAUUUGGUGGUACAGGCAAGGGCGCUCAAAAAGCACAAGAAAAGAAGAAGGCAGAAGAAGAAAAGGUGAAGCAGCAGAUUGCGGAAAUGGAGGCGGAAGAGAAAGCAAAGAAGCGAGAAGCAGAGAAAGCAGCAAAGAAGAAGGCCGCAGCUCAAGGAUCAACGAGCAGCCCUGCGGCUCAACCUGCACGAGCACCCGAUUUGCUUCUCACUUCCAAAUAUGCGCCGACACAGCUCAACCAAAUAUGCGGCAACAAGGCGCAGGUGGAAAAGAUUCAAAACUGGCUUCGAAACUGGCCAAAAUCAAAAAAGUACAAUUUCCAGCGUCGUGGAGGAGAUGGUAUGGGAGGCGAGCGAGCUAUCAUUAUAUCUGGCCCUCCGGGUAUUGGAAAAACCACGGCGGCGCAUUUGGCGGCCAAGCUCGAAGGUUACGAUGUCCUGGAGAGCAAUGCUAGUGAUACACGAAGCAAGAAACUCGUCGAGGCUGGGGUUAGCGAUGUCAUGAACAAUACGUCUUUGUUAGGAUUCUUCGCCGGAGAUGGCAAAUCCGUGGAUAAUGCCAAGAAGAAGAUUGUCCUCAUUAUGGAUGAGGUUGAUGGCAUGUCGGCUGGUGAUCGCGGAGGAGUUGGCGCUCUGGCCAAAUUCUGCAGGAAGACAGAGGUGCCGUUGAUCCUGAUCUGCAACGAGCGUAGAUUGCCAAAGAUGAAGCCCUUUGACCAUGCUGCGUUUGAUAUUAGGUUCAAUCGUCCGACGGUCGACCAAGUACGCUCCCGCAUCAUGACAAUAUGCCACCGAGAAGGCCUUAAACUGCCACCGCCAGUUGUCGACGCUCUCAUUGAAGGAAGCAAUAAGGAUAUCCGCCAGAUCAUUAACAUGAUUUCCACGGCGAAGCUUGACCAAUCAUCGAUGAGCUUUGAUCAAAGCAAAGCCAUGUCUAAAGCAUGGGAAAAGCAUGUCGUCCUAAAGCCGUGGGACAUCUGCCAGAAGAUGCUUGGCGGUGGACUCUUUGCCCCCGCGAGCAAGGCGACCCUCAAUGACAAGAUUGAACUCUACUUCAACGAUCAUGAGUUUAGCUUCUUGAUGAUUCAGGAAAAUUACCUCCGCACCAAACCCAUGGCCGUGGGUGGCAAUGGAUACACCGGUCGAGAAGCCACUUUAAAGGCACUCGAGCUCUUUGACCAAGCUGCGGAGAGCAUCAGUGAUGGUGACUUAGUGGAUCGUAUGAUCCACGGGCCACAGCAGCACUGGAGUUUGAUGCCUACACAUGCUAUCUUCAGCACUGUAAGACCUGCCAGCUUCAUCGCUGGCCAGCUGAUUGGAUCUAACUUCACUUCAUGGCUUGGAAACCACAGCAAAACUGGGAAGCUGGGUCGAUAUAUUCGGGAAAUUCACUCUCACAUGCGACUCAAAUCAUCUGGCGAUCAUACCGAGGUUCGACAAGAGUAUCUGCCUCUGAUGUGGUCCCAAACAGUUGAUCGCCUGCAAAAAGAAGGUAGUGAAGCCGUGGGAGAGGUGAUUGACCUGAUGGACAGCUACUAUCUCACCCGAGAGGACUUUGACGCCAUUCAAGAGCUGGGAGUUGGUCCAAUGAGGGAAGAAGAUGUCAAAAUCGAAACAAAGACAAAAGCUGCCUUUACUCGAACAUAUAAUUCUAUGAAUCACCCACUACCAUUCAUCAAAGCUAGCAAUGUGUUGGCUCCAAAGAAGCUCGCUAAGGAGGCGCCAGAUUUGGAAGAAGCCAUUGAAGAAGCAGAUGACGCUGAGGUGUUGGAGGCUCCAGAUGCCGAAGAAGAUGACGAGAUCGAUUUCAAGAAGGACAAAUACAUCAAACAACCAAAGGCUAAGAAGCCAUCAAAGAAGGCUGCGAAAGCCCAGACCGCAGAUGACGAAGACAGCGAGGAAGUGAAGCCAAAGGGCCGCUCCAAGGGCAAGCCUACUGCAAAAGGAAAAGCAAAAAAAUAA